Messenger RNA from Sceloporus undulatus (fence lizard), 540 nucleotides. RefSeq names its product C-type lectin domain family 2 member B-like. Lineage: Eukaryota; Metazoa; Chordata; Lepidosauria; Squamata; Phrynosomatidae. The record is from RefSeq and is a predicted model, not a curated record. Bases 1 to 540 code for a protein of 179 amino acids. The transcript is spliced from 4 exons.
AUGCAUGGAACUGAAAAUAUAGAGCUAAUUCACAUAGAUACACGAGAAACAGUGAAUGGGCCCAGCAAAGACAAGAGAAGCACCAAAGAAUAUCGGAGUAAAAGGGCCAUUUCAAAACCUCUCUAUAAAGAGAGAAGAGCACAGCAACUGUUACUAGUUCAUUCCACCACUCCAGUGGACUGCUGUCCUGAUGGCUGGGUUGGAUAUAGAAGGAAAUGCUACUAUUUUGCAAAGACAGAAGGAAACUGGAUAUCUAGCAAGAGAAACUGUUCUUCUUUCAGUGCCUCUUUAGCUGUAGUUGAUUCCCAAGAUGAGAUGGAUUUUUUGUUACGGUAUAAAACAUCUGCUGACCACUGGAUUGGUCUUGAGAGGGAUCUAGAAACAGAGCCAUGGAAAUGGGUUAAUGGUACUAUUUUCAACAAAUGGUUUCAGAUUCGUGGUGGAGGAAAAUGUGCUUACAUAAACGAUCAAGGAGCUGCCAGCUCCUCCUGCACAAGAGAGGAGCCUUGGAUCUGUAGCAAAUCAGUAAAGAGAUCAUAA